Messenger RNA from Metschnikowia bicuspidata var. bicuspidata NRRL YB-4993, 1549 nucleotides. RefSeq lists its product as uncharacterized. Bases 6 to 1274 code for a protein of 422 amino acids. The record is from RefSeq and is a predicted model, not a curated record. The transcript has a single exon. Gene Ontology annotation, molecular function: protein binding. Lineage: Eukaryota; Fungi; Ascomycota; Pichiomycetes; Serinales; Metschnikowiaceae.
CCCCGAUGUCUGUACAUAGCUUCAUCGCUCAUUUCUUGAAGGAAAAUGGAUACAAAGAGACACUACGCACAUUUGAGGCAGAGCACGGAAACAUCAUUCUGCCCGAGCUUCCGCACGAAGAAACCCUAGAAACAAUCAUUGCAGACCGCCUUAGGUAUCUCAGCAUAGAUCAGAAAAAUGGCCCUGAUUAUGACGAAGUUCUAAGUGAUGACUUACAGGCAGUGAAAAGUACACAGCUCAAGCCGUGGCUGGCGCCAUACCCGAAAACGCCGCUGGAAUUGGGCCCGGUCAGCGAGCUUAUAGUAGAUUGCGCAAUUCUAACACAGAAAACAGGGGAGUAUGCACUUCUAGCAACCUCGGCUAAAAGCCUAGUAGUAGCAGACCUCCGUACGAAAAAAGUGGUGCUGAAGAUCCAGGCUGUAAUCGGAAACGUGGUUGUUAGACGUAUAGUGGUGGCCGGAGACCUAGUUCUAUUAUGUGGCAUGAACGGCAAGGUCACCAGUGGUAGGCUUUCGGAAAACCUAUGUGGUUUUGACGCUCUAUCCGAAACACAAAUACAUCCCCGGUUAGUGACGGAUAUAAAGGUGGUCACGUGGCAUGGAGAGACAUAUGUGGUGAGCAUGGGCUGGGACUUCCACGUAAAGGUGCACGUGGUGGACAAGUCAGAUGGCUUCAAGUUGAAGCCUGUUGGUACGCCAUACAAAUUGGCCAAUCAAGGAAGCUGUUUGGAUGCCGUUGUAUACGAAAACAAGCUCUAUGUUCUAGUCUGCAAACGGGAGAUCACCCUCAUGGACGUUCUCUGUCUCAACGAGAAAGAAGCUUUCUACUUGGACUGCCGAUUAGCGCUAAACGACGCUGAGUUUUCGGCUUCGGGGUUUUCUCCCAUGUGCGUGAAAAUCUUUCAAGAGAACGAGGUGGCUUGCCCCCUUGUGGCCGUGGGCACAUCUCACGAACCACACAUGCGGGUGAUUGUGGUCCUGUUACGAGAAGUGGGCCAGAAAGAUGACCUGUUUAUUUUGCGAAAUCAGAUUCUUUGCAAUUUAAACACUUAUUCACCCCAGGACAAAUAUAGCGAUGCACAAAUCCAGUGGAGGUACGACGGAAGUGGGGUGUGGAUCAUUGGGGACGACGGGGUGAUUCGAGGCCUUGAUGUUUUUGAUAAAUCUGUCGACGUGAAGCUACAUGGACACGAUGGAAGAAUAAAAUGUGGGGCGUUCUAUGGGGAUAAAGUGCUUAGCUGUGGUACCGAUAGGAAGGUGAUCGAAUGGUCGUGAGUAGUAGGAAGAAAUUAGAGAAUGAUGAGGACUAAAUUAGAGAAAAGGAUAUGAUGUUUAUAGUCUUGGUCUUGCUUCAAACAUGCCAUGGGAAGCAUGAUAAACGAUGGGCGUUCUAAAUACAUGAAGUAGUACUGUGUUCUGGGCCGUGGAAACAGAGGGUUGCUUCCUGUAGAGCAGAUCCCAACAUCUGAAGAAUGAGGGGAAGAAUUAGAGAAAUACUGAGAGAAGCAUUAGAGAACUAAUUAGACGAUAUAUCAGAGGAAAAAAAAGAG